Messenger RNA from Ceratotherium simum simum (southern white rhinoceros), 1310 nucleotides. It is a transcript of the gene THY1, whose product is annotated as Thy-1 cell surface antigen. NCBI's taxonomy places the organism in Eukaryota, Metazoa, Chordata, Mammalia, Perissodactyla, Rhinocerotidae. The record is from RefSeq and is a predicted model, not a curated record. Gene Ontology annotation, cellular component: membrane raft; myelin sheath; external side of plasma membrane. Gene Ontology annotation, molecular function: integrin binding; GTPase activator activity. Gene Ontology annotation, biological process: cell adhesion; positive regulation of focal adhesion assembly; integrin-mediated signaling pathway.
CUCCCACCCCUGGUGAAAACUGCGGGCGCCGGGCAGGGUGCAGCAACUGGAGGCAGCGGCGCAUCCGGAGGAGACUGCAGCAGCGGAGGACCGGAGCCCAGAUCCAGGACUGAGCUCUCGGCACCAUGAACCCCACCACUGGCAUCGCUCUCCUGCUAACAGUCUUGCAGGUGGCCUGUGGGCAGAAGGUGACCAGCCUGACGGCCUGCCUGGUGGACCAGAGCCUUCGUCUGGACUGCCGCCAUGAGAAUACCACCGCCUUGCCCAUCCAGUACGAGUUUAGCCUGACCCGUGAGACAAAGAAGCACGUGCUCUUUGGCACUGUGGGGGUGCCUGAGCACACAUACCGCUCCCGAACCAGCUUCACCAGCAAGUACAACAUCAAGGUCCUCUACUUAUCCAGCUUCACCACCAAGGAUGAGGGGCUCUACACAUGCGAACUCCGCCUCUCUGGCCAGCCUCCAGUCGUCUCCAACAAGACUGUCUCUGUACUCAGAGACAAACUGGUCAAGUGUGAGGGCAUAAGCCUGCUGGCCCAGAACACCUCGCGGCUGCUGCUGCUCCUGCUCUCCCUGCCCCUCCUGCAGGCCAUGGAUUUCAUCUCCCUGUGACUGGUGGGCCCGCAGAGGACACAGAAAGCCACAAGGCCCAGUCCAGUGAUCCUACUUCUCUGUGUCAGCUGACCCCUCCCACCAUCCCUCACACACCUCGGGGAGAAAUGAGGACCCCACCCCUCAUAAGGAAUCCCAGUGCUGCAUGCCACUACCUACCCACCGCGACCCCACCCCACCACCACCCCACACCCUCUCCGCACGCCACUGGCUGUCUUUUUGUACUUUUUGUUCCAGAGCUGCUUCUGUCUGGUUUAUUUAGGGUUUACCCUUCCUUUUCUUUGGGAGUUUGUGAAAAGGGAAGCCAGGGUUGGGGACCUGAUGGAGAGAGAGGGUGUGGGAGGGUAGUGGGAUGGAAGGGUACCAGUGCCUGAGGGCUGUCCUUGCCCAUGGGACCAGAGGCCUGGGAGACACCUGGAUGAGGAGAGGGACGGGGUGUGUUUGGGCCUAGCACAUCCCUCAGCAGGCAAGGAUGGUGCCUGAAGACCCCAGAUGUGAGGGCACCACCGAGCACUUGUGGCCCAUCAGGGGAGGAGAACCGAGCGUCUCCAGGAGCAAUUCUCUGCCACAGCAAGAAAGCUGGCCUCUCACCACCGCAGAAGUCCCCUACGGGCCUUGGGCCCAGAGCACAGUUCAGUGAAAAUGCAGAUUUUGCCCAGGGAUCAGUGCUAAUGGAAGGUAGGGGAGGCAGGUAGAAGG